Aspergillus oryzae RIB40 is the source of this 2115-nucleotide messenger RNA. Its product is annotated as DNA-directed DNA polymerase IV. Gene Ontology annotation, biological process: double-strand break repair via nonhomologous end joining. Gene Ontology annotation, molecular function: DNA-directed DNA polymerase activity; DNA binding. The record is from RefSeq and is a predicted model, not a curated record. Lineage: Eukaryota; Fungi; Ascomycota; Eurotiomycetes; Eurotiales; Aspergillaceae. Gene Ontology annotation, cellular component: nucleus. The coding region runs from base 1 to 2115 and encodes 704 amino acids. The transcript is spliced from 4 exons.
AUGGUGCAGAGCAUCUCGGACAAAGAGACCUUUUUCCAAGGACUCGAGAGGCUAGAUGCUUUGUUGGAUGACUCGGGUGACGACGCCGAGGGGCUUUCUCAGAUUAUAGCACUGGCGGAAGACUAUGUUGAACCUGUUCACCAAGACGAACCUGCUCUUUCCGAUUCACCUGUGCAGAAAUUAGGUGCAUUGGGAGCAACUUCCGCUUUACAGUCACCUUCACUUGAUGUCACGGUCCAAAGAAAUCGACGGCAAGAAAAAACGAUCAUCUACUACCAAAAUAGUUCCGGAACAGCAUCAAAUCUUCAAGGGCCUCGUAUUCUGUCAGUGAUCAGUUUCGCUUCGUUUGAGCCUCACCAUAUAGUCUUCAUUAUGCUGACUGGUCUUUCAGUCUUCUUCCCGAAUAGCGAUGUUUCGCCUUUGCGGCGGCUGCGCAUCCAGCGAGCGCAGGAGUAUGGUGCUCUCUGGGCUCGCACUUGGGGUGAUAAUGUCACACAUGUAAUAGUUGACAAAGGUCUAGCUUUCCAGGAGGUCCUGAAGCAUCUUUGUUUGGAGACGUUUCCGAAGCCGAACAUUGCCCUCCUAGAUGAGAGUUAUCCUUCGGAAUGCAUCAAGUUCCGAACAGUCUUAAGUACAUCUCAUGUGCGAUUCCGAAUAAAUGGGAUGCCGGUUGUCUCAAAAGCAAAGGAGGUGUCCCAGCAAAACGAACCCUCGGAUGAGUCUUUACCAUUGAAGCCAGCCGGCAGACAAAAGCGACAGCUUGAAACUCAGUCUCAGUCAUCUGAAAGCGAAGACGACUCGGAAUACCCCCCCGAUACACAAAGGGUCAAUGAUUUCUCAGACGAGGCACAUAAGGAGGUGGUCUCUGAGCCACUUCGUGAGCGAGAUGCCCUGGAUGACAUGAUUGAUGAAGCCAAAGCUGUAAAUGACUUGCCUUUGGACCCACUGGAUUCCUUUGAUGAUGAACAUGUAACUGAAGAGGCCGACCUGGGAACUUCCGAAGAAUCGGACUGCCAGCCAAACACGCGAAAGAGAAAAAGAAGCUCGGGACGGGAUAACGAAGGAAAUAAUGAUUGGCAGCAAAAAUUUGCUUGCGUGCAAAAGCAUGAUCCGAAGUCGAAUUCUGAGAAUCCCAACAGGCGGACUAUUGAUGUCCUUCAGCAAAUGCUGGACUACUAUGCAAGGACUGAUGACCACUGGCGCACGCUUGCCUAUCGCAAAGUCAUCUCCGCUCUUCGAAGGCAGCCAAAGAAGAUCCUCACGAAAUCGCAGGCACUCGCUAUCCCAGGAGUAGGACCGCGCUUGGCGGAUAAAAUCGAGGAAAUUGUGUGCACAAACCGGCUCCGCCGCUUGGAAAAUACCAAUCUUACACGCGAGGAUAUCAUACUUCAGGAGUUCUUGGGCGUUUACGGAGCUGGGAUUUCACAGGCCUCGAGGUGGCUUGCUCAAGGCUACAGAUCACUAGAGGACCUAAGGACUAAAGCGUCUCUGACUCCUCAGCAGGAGAUCGGUGUCGAUCAUUACCAUGAUUUCUCCCAACGGAUCCCGCGAAAGGAAGUAGAGACACAUGGAGAGAUCGUCAAAAGGGUCGUGCAAAAGGCUGACCCUGGAAUGCAGGUCAUCAUCGCUGGGUCUUACCGACGUGGCGCUGCUGACUGCGGAGACAUCGAUCUGCUAAUCACCAAACCGGAUGCUACGAUUGAGCAGAUUCGUGCCCUAAUGAUCGAUGCGGUGGUCCCGAAACUCUUCAAACGGGGCUUCUUGCAGGCCAGUUUGGCGAUUACGUCGCGAGGGGAUGGGUCUAAAUGGCAUGGCGCAUCUCUAGCUCCAGGCGGCCAGAUCUGGCGACGGAUCGAUCUUCUUUUCGUGCCAGGCUCGGAGAUUGGCGCUGCACUGAUUUACUUUACUGGGAAUGACAUUUUCAAUCGAAGCAUGAGGCUAUUGGCUAGCAAGAAAGGCAUGCGUUUGAAUCAGCGCGGACUAUAUACGGAUGUACUGCGAGGGCCACAGCGGGUGAAGUUGAAUACCGGUCGGCUGCUCGAGGGUCGCGACGAGCGACGUAUUUUCGAAAUUCUGGGAGUUCCAUGGCGUCCUCCCGAACAUCGUAUAUGCUGA